GUUCCCGAGAAUCACACAUAAAAAAUGGCGGAACGGGAGGAAGCGGUGAGGGAGUUCGUUGCUGUGACUGAUGUUGACGAAGAAAGGGCCCGUUUCUUCCUCGAGUCAGCAGGCUGGGACCUACAGCUUGCUCUAGCCAAUUUCUUUGAAGAUGGAGGAGAUGAUGAUAUUGCCACCAUUCCUCAGCCAGAGCCUGUGUCUCGAUCCACAGGGCCAAGUGAACACAGAGUGACGUCCUUUAGGGAUCUGAUGCAUGAGGAUGAUGACGAGAGUGGUGAUGAGGAAGGGCAGAGGUUCUUUGCUGGUGGGUCAGAACGCAGUGGGCAGCAGAUUGUUGGUCCUCCGAAAAAGAAAAGCUCAAAUGAGCUGGUUGAGAACUUGUUCAAAGGUGCUAAGGAGCAUGGAGCUGUACCUGUUGACAAAGCAGGAAAAGGACUAGGAGAAUCCAGCAAGUCC
Molecule: messenger RNA, 456 nt
Organism: Xyrauchen texanus (razorback sucker)
Lineage: Eukaryota; Metazoa; Chordata; Actinopteri; Cypriniformes; Catostomidae
Product: NSFL1 cofactor p47-like
Exons: 4
Biological process (GO): Golgi organization; autophagosome assembly; nuclear membrane reassembly
Cellular component (GO): nucleus; cytosol
Molecular function (GO): ubiquitin binding
Source: RefSeq, a predicted model, not a curated record